Fonsecaea erecta is the source of this 1584-nucleotide messenger RNA. RefSeq lists its product as hypothetical. Gene Ontology annotation, cellular component: membrane. The record is from RefSeq and is a predicted model, not a curated record. Gene Ontology annotation, molecular function: carbohydrate:proton symporter activity. The coding region runs from base 1 to 1584 and encodes 527 amino acids. Lineage: Eukaryota; Fungi; Ascomycota; Eurotiomycetes; Chaetothyriales; Herpotrichiellaceae. Gene Ontology annotation, biological process: carbohydrate transport; transmembrane transport. The transcript is spliced from 5 exons.
AUGCGGCGCAACUCGGCCUCGGAAGGUCUCCUUCGCAAACAAAAGCUCAAUGCCCAUACUUGCGGCGUGCUUGCAGUAUUGGGCUUUGGCUCCUUGACAUAUGGCUAUACAGCGAGUAUCAUUGGAACUACGUUGGGUCAACCAUCCUUCAUUGAAUACUUCGAUCUCGCCACCCGGUCCAAUGGCACCGACUUGAUCUCCACCAUGAAUGGACUCUUUCAGACUGGAGGCGUGAUUGGAACAUUAUUACUCCCCAACAUUGCUGACAGAUGGGGUCGCAAAUGGGCCUGCGCUGUGUCUGCCAUUCUUGCCAUUGUGUCCGGUGCCAUCAUGGCAGGGAGCGUGAACGUCGGCAUGUUCAUCGCGUUUCGCUUUGUGGCUGGCGCAUCUGCCUUCAUGAUCCUCGCGGCCGUGCCCAUUCUGAUGAACGAGAUUGUGCCGGUCCACAUGCGCGGUGCCCUUGUGGACGUGCAUGCAGUCAUGCUCGUGCUCGGCUACACUAUUCAAGGCUGGGUUGGCUUCGGUUUCUACUUCUGGCAGGGCAGCUCGAAUACCUGGAGACCGCCCAUCGCCAUCCAGUGCUUCUGGCCAUUGUGCCUGUUGGUCGGUCUCGUCUUUGUCCCGGAGUCGCCCCGAUGGUUGGUGAUGCAAGGACGCGACGCCGAAGCUGAGGCGGUCCUGAUGAAGUUCCACGCCGAUCCCAGCGAUCCCGAGAACACAGCCGCGAAAGCCGAGUUCUUCCAGAUUCAAAAGCAGCUGGCGAUCGACAAAACUCUGGGCAACUCGUGGAUGCACAUCCUCAAGAAGCCGUCGUACCGCAAACGUGCGCUUCUGGCCAUCGGGAUCACCGGCAUCAUCCAGUGCUCUGGUGUCCUGGUCAUUAACAACUAUGGACCUUCUCUCUAUAAAUCGCUCAACUUCUCGCAGGUCAAACAGCUCCUCUACCCGGCUGCCUGGUUGACGUUUGCCCUGGGCCUGAACGCCAUGGGUAUGCUGCUGGUCGACCGCUUCCCACGAAACAAGUUUAUCUCCUUUGGUGUUCUGGGCUGCAUGGCCAGUCUGAUCGUGGAGGCAGCACUGGUCGCCAACUUUGUGCCCUCCGACAACACGUCGGCGCUGUCCGCGGCUGUGGCCAUGUUCUUCAUCUUCCAGAUUUUCUACGGGUUGUGCCUUGACGGGACGCAGUUUUCGUAUCUCGGCGAAAUCUUUCCGACGCACUUACGAGCCAAGGGCGUCUGUCUGGGUGUCGCCAUGAUCUCGUUGAUGAACAUCAUCUGGCUGCAAAGCGCCCCUACCGCCUUCGAGACGAUUGGCUGGAAAUUCUACCUCUGCUUCAUCAUCCCGGGCACACUGGGCGCAAUCGCAAUGUGGAUCUGGUUCCCCGACACGAACGGCCUGCCGCUGGAAGAAGUCGCCGCCAUCUUUGGCGACGAGGACGAGGUGGCCAUCUACCAACGGGACCUCGAGGUUGACUUUACAACACACACGGUGGUGGACCACCAUGCAAAGGAAGCCGUGAAGGGCACGGAGGCCACGCACGUCGAAGCUGAUUCGCCCUCUGGCAGCGAGAAAGCCGAGGCCUAA